AUGGACGAUCCUCCUGUUGUGUGCGAUCCAUGUUUGGGUGAUUCGAGUAACAUUCGUAUGACAAAAGCCACGAAUGGCGCUCAGUGCAAGAUAUGUACAUUGCCCUAUACGUUGUUCCAUUUCAAGCCUCACAUAAGAGAUGCAAACUUAACAAAGACUGUCAUAUGUCGGAGAUGUGCUUUGCAAAGGAACAUUUGUCAAUGUUGUAUGCUCGAUAUGGUAUGGCAUAUCUCUGUACAGUUGCGAGACCAGAUGCUGGCGAUGAUACAGAAGGAUCGUAAUGUGGUGACUGAGGAAGCGCAGAACGAUAUGAUGAGAAGGUUUUUGGCCUUGAAAGGUGGUAAACUGGGUGGGGCCCAAAUUACGAGUGAUCCUAAUGAGAUCCAUAGUGUACUGAAUAAGUUACAAGAAGUGUUACACAGUAAUCCGGUGAGCGUGGUGAAAAAGAUUGAAUCGGCACCGUUGGAAAAAUUCAAACAAUAUGAUAUAUCGUCGUUACUUCGGAAACUGCCCUUAAAGGAUUCAUUCGGUACUACUGAACCGUGUAAAUCGUUCUUUCUGUACAAUGUCGAUGCGUCGAUUCCAGAGUGGAAGAUUUCCAAAGCGAUCGCUGAAACUGUUAACAAUGAGCAAUGGCAAGACAGGGCUACGACCGCGUUGGUUGUUAAUCACAAAGCGAAAUGUGGUGGUAUAAGGUUCAAGAGCGAAGAACUGGGCCAGAAGUUUGUCGAGACGUUGCAAUCGAGUGGAUCAGCUUUCAAAACGGCUGAGAAUUUGGAAAGAGGAGUGUUAAAGAUCGAUCAUUUCCGUCUCUUCGUCAUUCCUUGGACUUCAGGAUUUUCUGCAAGCUCUUUUGGAGCUACUACUGGCGAAAAUAUCAAACUUAGCCUAAGUCUUGAUAAGUUGAUAAAGCUCGAAAACUCGGCCAACUUGACCGCGGCGGCGGCGCCAGAGAAAACCAAAAAGAAUAAAGUCACAAAGAAGAGACAAACUCCAAAAAGAGUCUCUAAUUUAGAACUAUAA
Molecule: messenger RNA, 1023 nt
Organism: Torulaspora delbrueckii
Lineage: Eukaryota; Fungi; Ascomycota; Saccharomycetes; Saccharomycetales; Saccharomycetaceae
Gene: ECM2
Product: Pre-mRNA-splicing factor ECM2
Exons: 1
Coding region: 1-1023 (340 amino acids)
Cellular component (GO): Prp19 complex; U2-type catalytic step 2 spliceosome; U2-type catalytic step 1 spliceosome
Molecular function (GO): U6 snRNA binding; pre-mRNA binding
Source: RefSeq, a predicted model, not a curated record